This is a messenger RNA of Galendromus occidentalis (western predatory mite), 1395 nucleotides long. Its product is annotated as neuropeptide SIFamide receptor. The transcript is spliced from 8 exons. Gene Ontology annotation, molecular function: neuropeptide Y receptor activity. The record is from RefSeq and is a predicted model, not a curated record. NCBI's taxonomy places the organism in Eukaryota, Metazoa, Arthropoda, Arachnida, Mesostigmata, Phytoseiidae. Gene Ontology annotation, biological process: G protein-coupled receptor signaling pathway. Gene Ontology annotation, cellular component: plasma membrane. The coding region runs from base 1 to 1395 and encodes 464 amino acids.
AUGAGUUCCCCCGCGCAGACCCUUGACAUGUCGGGAGGUACCGAAAACUCAUCAUUCGUUCUCGUCGACGCUGACAAUUCGACGACUAGCCAUCCGAAACUUACCUAUUAUCGGUACGAAAUCGACAUCAGUGUGCUGCUCAUAUUGGGUUAUCUUUCGGUGUUCAUUGUUGGCCUCGUGGGAAAUUCAUGUGUUAUUUGGGUGGUGAUUCGCGCGCCUCGAAUGCGCACGGUGACGAAUUAUCUGAUCGUGAACCUCGCCUGCAUCGAUAUCAUUGUUCUUCUUGUCUGUGUUCCAUCAAACCUGCUCAACAGCCUCAUACACCCCUGGCUCCUCGGGACCGAGCUCUGCAAGCUCACGUCGUUCCUUCAAGCUGUCACCGUCUCGGCUUCGAUACAGACUCUGGUGGUCAUAUCCGUGGAUCGCUGCGUCGCUAUCUGCAGUAAAUCCCUGGUGCUCCAAAUCCCGCACUACCGGGUACGCCACAUUAUCGCAGGUAUCUGGACAUUUUCCCUCGUGCUGAUGAGUCCCAUAGCGGUGUACCAAGGGGUCGGCGUAGCAUUCGACGGGCAAGUGUUUGAGAACUGCUUGGAUAACUAUCCUUCUCAGCGGUUCCGCAUAGCGUUCACGGUUUUCGCUUUGUUCGUGUGCUGUUUUGCCUUCCCGCUUGUGGUUAUAACAGUGAGUUACGCAAUGAUUUUCGUAACUGUCUGGAAGAGGUCGAUUCCGGGCGAAAGUGUGCACAAAUCGUCUGACUCCAAUCGGACCGUCGUUCAACGAUCAAAACUCAAGGUGGUCAAAAUGAUGAUUUGCGUGGUCUCCACUUUCUUCGUAUCCUGGGCUCCUCUGUACAGCGUGCAGGGCUACAUCCUCUAUUACGGUUAUCCAGAGAGCGACGACAAGACAGCUUCAGACUUUCUUGAACUCUUCAUUCCAUUAACCCAAUGGCUCGGAAUGACAAACUCGUGCAUCAACCCGGUCUUCUACGCCUACUUCAACCAGAGGUUCCGCCGUGGCUUCUUAGCGAUUCUCGCUCGCCGAGGGGACAGUGUGGAUAUCGCUAUGAACAACACCACGAAGGACGGAGGCCCGCGACGUCAGAUUGCCGUUAAGCCUCAAUUCAUUUCACGCUCCAGAGAGGUUUUGCAGAAUCCGGCGCAAGAAAGGGACCUGGAAGUACUCGACGAUCCUUGCUCGCCCCAGAUGCCUGUCUACGACAUAAUGACCCAUGCACAAGAUUUCGAUUACUCGGAUCCAAACGGGUAUUGUAUCGUAAACCAGAUCAUCUUCGUCUUCGAGACUCAUAAAGAUCCACGGCUCUAUAUCAAAUUGAAUGGAGGAUUCGAGCUCGGUCAGAAUUCUCGAGUUUGGUGUGUAAUCGUACUGCUUAGUUAG